Solanum dulcamara is the source of this 3517-nucleotide messenger RNA. RefSeq lists its product as uncharacterized. The record is from RefSeq and is a predicted model, not a curated record. The transcript has 4 exons. NCBI's taxonomy places the organism in Eukaryota, Viridiplantae, Streptophyta, Magnoliopsida, Solanales, Solanaceae. Bases 333 to 1211 code for a protein of 292 amino acids. Gene Ontology annotation, molecular function: RNA binding.
GGAAUUAAAAUUAAAUAUCGAUAUUUCAAAUAGGGAUCCUUCCUCUCUCUUAAUCGCCGCCGUACCGCCGGAUUUGCCGGACGUUUCUCCGGCUAAUAUUCCUCUAUCGCGUCCAUACGAGGUCAAGCCCAAUUUUUUGUUUUUUGAUUGGGUAGAAACUCCGCCUUUGGUCUUUUAAAAUUAUAAAAUCGGGAGUAGUAGUCUCCUGCCCUGAUUUUCGUCAGACUCACUUCAUCAGCGCCGACUCUGUUGCCGUAUUAUCAAGUUUCUCAAAAUUUUCAACGGCUACUACUGGUUUGAAUUAGUAACUCAGUUCUAAGUCCAGGUGGAAAAUGGAUAUUGAAGUUGAUCAUUAUGUUGCUUUGGGUUUACCCUCUGGUGUGGAAGGGACCAAACUUUCUGAGAAAGACAUAUCUAAAGCUUAUAAGAAGAAAGCAUUAGAGUUGCAUCCAGACAAGAGGCCCGAUGACCCAAAUGCUCACUUGAACUUUCAAAAGCUGAAGACUUCAUACGAAAUUCUCAAGGAUGAGAAAGCUAGGAAGUUAUUUGAUGAUCUACUUCGUGUGAAACGUGAGAAGAUCCAACGCCAAUCACAACACGAUUCGAAGCGUAGAAAGAUGAUGUCAGAUCUCGAUGCAAGAGAGCGUGCUGCUUUUUCACCUGAUGCCAGCGUUCUAGCUCGAGAAGAAGAGGAACAAAUUGCUAGAAAACUUAAGGAGGAAAUUGCCCGAAUUCGUGCAAUGCAUUCAAAGAAAGUGUUUACUCCUAUAAAUACUUCACAGAAAGAGGCACAUGCUAGAACUAAGGAGAGUAGUGCAGAAGGCAAGGGGAGUAGUGUAGACAAGGAAAAGGUGCUUAAGGUAUCUUGGGAGAAGAUCGGUGAAGAUUAUACUGCCCAAAGACUUAGAGAAUUGUUUAGUGAGUUUGGUGAGGUUGAAGAUGUAGUAAUCAAGAGUUCUAAGAAGAAAGGCUCUGCUCUUGUUGUCAUGUCAUCUAAGGAUGCAGCUAAAGCUUCGUGUGGAAAUGUGUUGGGGGAUCUAUCAAAUCCUCUCUUAAUUGUGCCUCUCCAACUUCCAAUGCCAUCUCCAUUUUCUAACGCUGAGAAAAAUGGAGAAUCUGAGGGCCCAAGUUUGAGUAAUCUUGUAGGUGCUGGAUACCAGAAAUUUGAAGACUCAGUAUUGGAAAAGAUGAGAAAGGUGGAGCUCAGGUAAUACCAGCUGGUUUGAUUGGGUAGAAAGAAGUAGAAAUAGGAUGAGAAGGAUAGCUCUGAGCAAGAAGGUUAUGGAAUGGUUAUGUCACAUUCUCAAGGAGGCAUUGAGUGAUCAAUAAAACUUGGUGAGAAGAUGGAGGACUAAAGACCCAGUGCUUGAGUUCUAGGGCACUAGAAAGUACAAUGAGCAUGGUAGAUAUAUACUCAUCUGGUCACUAAAAGGGGAAGCCAGAGAAAUUAUUGUAUCUGAACAAGCCAUAAAUGCAGGCUGGAGAGACAUAGCAUUUAAGAUUGAAAUAUUCAUUAGUGGCACUCCCCAGCAAACUGUUAUACAACAGCCCCCAAAAAUGAUUAGAAAAGAGGUCCCAUAUGCAAAGGUUGUUGAGGGCAGUAAAUGACAUCCACAGACUAAGGAGGCACCGAUUUCGAAAAUGGCUUACUAGGUACAUGCAUAAACUGGUUUGUUUGGGAAUCCCUCAUUCCCACACACACACUUGCAGAUGUCAGGAGAUGGGCUUCUUCCAUAUGGAAGAAAAGCUUUUGGAAUCAACAUUUAUGAGAUGGCUGGACAAAUCUUCCUAUUUAAAUUUCCAAAUAGGUAUAUGGCGGAGCAAAUCUUACAAGGAUAAUGGGUUUAGAAGAUCACCCAGGUCAAGCUAGAUUGGUGGAACCCCCUAGUUGGCUGUACAACAAUCCAGCCAAAACACUUUUCAACUCGACUCCAAGCAAUAGGGCUUCCACUCCAUCUGUGGUCUUACGAUAUUUUCCGAGAGAUCGGCGACAUACGUGUGGCUGGAAGAGUACAGAAGAAGAAACAGAACUGAGAAAUCACCUCAAAUGGCUCGAAUCAAAGUCAUGGGCGAUGCUCGAAGUAUACCCAGUGAGGUUUCUAUCCUUAAAGAGGGGUAUAUAUUCAAAAUCCCAAUUUGGGUCGAAAGACAAAUAACUUUUGAGAGGGUGCCGGCCAUUAUGCCUUCGAGAUCUUAUACAGAUGUGGCGGAGAUGGAAGAACCAAGGAAAACCCCUAGGGAAAGCUUUUACCCAGAGGACAGAGAGAGGAAGAACGAUGGAAGAGGUUAAUACCCAGAGGUUCAAAGCCUCUUUUGAAGUUAUAUCCGUGGUCUCUGCUUUGAUCUAGCGACACUUUAUAACCUCUUAGAAUUUGCCAUUGAGAAGAACUUCCAUGUAAUCUCCAAUAAAAUCCUGGCAGGGUCAACUUAUGGAAGUGAAGAGUUUGUUAACAUAACAGAGAUAAUUGAUUCUGAAGAUUUUGACCGGAACAGAGGUACACAUUGUGUAUGAUCUAUCUCUCUCUUCCUGGUUUCAGGGUAGUGGUCAUCUAUUCUUUCAAUGAAAAUGUCUAGCAGUUGCGAAAAAAUUGACAAGAUUCUCGUUCACUUCAGUGCCAAUACAGCAAUUACUCAUCCAGAUGCUAUCAGAUGAGAAAUUCGUAAAACAAUUCAUCCAACAGAAAAGAGAGAGGCUAAGAAGGAUGUAUUUUCUAUUUGUCUAUGGAUUUCACAUCUAGGAAUUGAGUGCACCAAAAGUAGCGGCCGUUUCCACUGAUGGGCUGACAUGAGCAGGUUAAUUCGGUCUUAUAAUGUGGAAGGUGAGAUUGAGCUUUGGGAUAACCUACUAAAUGUAGCUAUGAUCAGUGUAACUCAUGGUUCUUCCUGCCACGGUGUUGAACUUGGGUGAUUCAGGUCAUGUUUUACGACCUUAAGGUAGAGGGAUAUUUCCAGAUUGAUGCGACGGAUUCAGAAAGGUUUGGAGGUACAUAAGUCUCUGAGUUAAGUUGCUAAUGACCCGAUCCCUCACAAUUGUCAACCUUUAACCGAAAGUCCACAACUUCUGCAGGGAAUUAAUGGGUCACGUGUUAUGUGAUUUUAAUGCUUCCAUAAAGUUAUCAAUGUUCUAAUAAUGUGAUCAGGAUGCAGCACUCUGGGUACUAAAUGGAGAGGAAACAAAAAUAUAAGCAGAUUGUAAUGCAGAAGAUUCCUGAAGUGUGUACUUGAGAUCCUCUCCUACUUUGUCAUGUUCACAAUUUUUUUUAUAUUUUUAUUUUUUUGAAAUUUUCCUCAUAUUAUAUAGAAAUAAAAUAAAAGUACAAGGAGGGGGACAUAAAACCUUACCUCCAAAUCUAAGUUGGAUGAUAAGCCGGCUAACCUAUUAAGGUCGGCUAGCUUAUCUCAGAUACAAAAAGGUGCUAUCUAGGUACUAGAAAAGCGUUAAAAAAAGAGAGGACUCCUCUCGGUACAAAGGGACUAAGAAGAGGAUAGUGCAUGGUGAACUUAAGUCGGCUAACUU